Coffea arabica (coffee) is the source of this 3135-nucleotide messenger RNA. RefSeq lists its product as uncharacterized. Lineage: Eukaryota; Viridiplantae; Streptophyta; Magnoliopsida; Gentianales; Rubiaceae. The record is from RefSeq and is a predicted model, not a curated record. Gene Ontology annotation, molecular function: protein binding.
CUCUCUCUCUCUCUCAAUAACCAAAAACCCUAAUUCCAUCGAUUCAGUUUCAUAUCAGCCUCGCAUUAGCUAUCCCACCCCCCAACCCCCCGUCUUUCUACUACCCCAUAUCCCGCCCCCCAAUUCCCCUCCCCCCCUUUCUAUAUCCAUAUACUCAUUCAUAUCUUCUCUCUUUUUUCUUUAAUUUUUCUCUCCUUCUCUCCACCUCAAGCCCCCGGGCCUUCCUCCUUCAAUUUCUUCACAUUCAUUCACACCAUCACCGACUCAAUUUUUCGAUCGAUCCGUCCCUCCAUCUCUGCCAUCUCUCUUUUCCGUUUCAGUUUUGAGGUUCUUAGCUUUGCUGAGGAAGGACGGCAACAAUGGUGAUGCAGUUUCUUGACUUUUUUUCCUACACGUGUAUACAGUCAGGUACACGUGUAUACAGUCAGGGGAUUGCAAUGUGUUCUUUACACGUGUACAUACUCAGGAGAUUGCAAUUUGUUUAUUUUACACGUGUACAGAGAUUGAAUGUAGACGUCGACCGACAUCUAGUUGGUGCUUUAGUUACGUGUCUUGAUUUUGUUGAUGAAGUGAAGGUGGGGGCUCCACUUUUUUUACCCAUUGAUGUGUGUGUCAGUAAGUUGUAUGAUGUAUGUUAGGAUCAUCAGCUAUACGCUUUCUGUUACUUGGCUUCUAGAAAAAUUUGUUUGACCAAACAAGUUCAAUGUGCUUUAGAUCUAUGAAAAGCCGAAAUGUUCUAUUAGAUAGCUGUUGGUGGAUAUAGGAGGAUUUUAGGUUUGUAUCUUUAUAGAGGAUAUUCAAAUGUGGGAAUGCAGGCGUGUAAAUGUUUUAUAGUGUUAAAUUUCUUUGGGAAGGAAUGACACUGGCAUCAAGAUAGAGCCUCCUGGAUAAGGCAGAAUUUGCUUGGAAUUAGAAAUAGAGGCCGAGGAGAUGUCUCCAGCAUCCAAAGCUAAAUCAAAGGACAAGAAGGCGGUAAAGGAACCUUCAAAGGCUUCUUCAAAGUCUUCAGGCCAUGCUAACACAGGAGCUGGGGUUCCUGCUAGUGGAUACAAUCCACUUUUGGGAACAUUCCACACAAUUGAGACAGCACCAUCAUCAUCCCCUGCCCCUCUUCAUGUUAAUGGUAGAUUCCGGAAUAUAGAUGAGACUGAUGAUCACAGUGGGAACUCAUUUGGGACCGGUGUUGAGUAUGAUUCUGUUUCUAACAACGGUAGUUGGUCUGGUGAGUCAGAAGAUCACAAGGAAAAAGCAUCGCAUCCACCUACCCGUCAGGAAACAGUACCUGGAGCUGACAAUGAUAAGCGAGAAAAAAUUCGUCAAAAGAAUGACAGGAAGCAUCAGCGCCAGAAGGAGAGGCGAGCCCAAGAGUUGCAUGAGCGGUGCAGUGGCUAUCUCAUGUCAAGAAAGCUAGAAGCAUUGGCUCAGCAGCUUGUGGCAAUGGGUUUUUCUCAAGAACGGGCAACAAUGGCUCUCAUUUUAAAUGAAGGAAGAGUAGAGGAAUCAGUAGCAUGGUUAUUUGAAGGAGGUGAAGAAGCAGAUAAGCAUAGGGAACAUAACCUUGAUAGUGGGAGUAAUUUGAAAAUUGACAUAUCAGAAGAGCUUGCUCGAAUUGCAGACAUGGAAAUUAGAUACAAGUGUUCCAAGCAGGAAGUAGAAAGGGCUAUAGUUGCCUGUGAGGGUGAUCUUGAUAAGGCAGAAGAAUCUCUGAGAGUCCAGAAACAGGACCCUCCUUCUGCCCCACCUAAGCCAGAAGAAACUGGUGAUCCACCUACCAUAGGCAAUGGCAAGCUUCCAGUAGCUGCAAGUCAGAAUCCAUUGAGGAUACAAUCCAAACCUUCUCCAGCAAUUACCAUACAGCAAAAAAGAGAUGAGAAAGAUUUCAAUUACACCAGAAUUGCAGUUACAACAGGGCCUCCACUGGAUCCUGGAAACAAGAACCUGCAGUCGUUAAAAAGGAUUCAACCAUCAAAAAUGGAGUGGGCCAAUCCGCAACAAAUUGGUGUUCCGGCAGAGAAACGGUGGCCAAUUGCUGGAUCAAAUCCUUCUGUUUCUUACUCUUUGGCGUCAUCAUUGCAGGCCUCACCUGCACCUUCUAAAGUGGAAGCUCGAUUUGUGACUCUUGGAAGUGAACUGAAGAAUCUACAGAUAGGGUCUGUCAGAGAACCUGUAAUAGUAAUGCAGCGCCCGCAGAACAUGAAUGUAAAGCAGACGCCUAGUACAAGUGUAAGUUCAUCUUCACCUGGGACAGCUGUGGGAUGGUAUCCAAAUAGUAUGGAAACUUUGAAGCCCAAUGGAUUAAUGCCCCCUGUUUCUGGUGCAAGAAGUUUAAGUCCAAACAGUGCAAGUACAAAUCAGCUGUACAACCAGUUUCAGUAUCAGCCUCAGCAGCAGUUUGUGUCGAGCAGUGGCCCGAUGGAAUCCCCAGGUAUAAGCCGUGGAAAUGGUUUAUGGAGCAGAACAGGAGCAUCUCCGACACUUGCUCCUGCAUCCAAUCUGGGUCUUUUCUCGGGGCUAGGCACUAAUGGCUCGUCAGGCUCCUCAUCUCCCGUGGACUGGAAUACAGGUGGCUCAAUGAUGCAGUUAGAUUACACCAACAUUGACUGGAGUUUGGAUCGUGGGUCUUCCAUUUCAAGGCCGGGUGGUUUGUGGCCUGGGAUGAACUCAUUCAUGCAAAAUGAGGCUCCUCGUACAUAUGAUUCAUUUUCUUCUGGAAUGGGUGUAAAGUCUGCCAUGAGACCCGUCCUGUCCAAUGGGAGUAGGGUUCCAAUUGCAGGGCUGCAGGAUGGAGUAGGUCCUUCUGAAACGUCAACGAGUGGUUCUCGUGAGUGGACUUCCCCCUUUGAGGAAAAAGACCUUUUCAGUUUACCCAGACAGUUUGUUUCCUCCCCCUCUCUGUAGGAUGGCUGGGAGGACCUAAAACAAUAAAAGGAAAAAGAAAAAACAAGAAACUGUGCUUGAAUUUCAUGUUGGUGUUGGUUCUGAUGCUUUUGCCCGUUUGAUUGUCAUUGGUCAACCUUAGUGGAAAAAGCAUCUUAAGUCUUCGUUUAUUGUUCUUCUGGUCCUUUUCCUUGUCUCCAAUUUUUUUUCCCAUUUGUUUUUGUUUUAUAUAUUUUAUAUUUGCCAUAGCGUCAAAAA